AUGAUUGAACUCGGCCUACAACGCAUCUCACGCUUAUUGCAGGAUACCCCGCUACCAUGGCGCGCAGUACACGUCGCUGGCACGAACGGCAAAGGCUCCGUCUGUACACAAAUCUCAAGCAUGCUCGACCUCUAUAACGACUCGAAUUAUCGUAAGGAGAUGAACCAACCGAGACUCUCCCACGCUCGCUUCAUGAGCCCACAUUUGAUCGAUCGCUGGGACUGCAUUACCAUCAACCAGAAAACAGUACCUUUCAAGCUGUUCGAUCAUAUUGAGCGUCAAGUGCUCAAGCGCAAUGACCGGGAAGGUAUCGACGCCAGCGAGUUUGAGCUGCUAACUGCCACUGCAUUCGAGAUCUUCAAUCAUGAGAACGUAGAUAUUGGCGUAGUUGAGGUGGGCAUGGGUGGACGACUUGACGCUACCAACAUUAUUGCUCAAAUGAGUGCCGAAUCUCGGCAAGCUGAGGCCGGUGGCAUGGCAGUCCGGGCGCCACCGCUGGUCACCGCAAUAACGGCAGUUGGACUUGAUCAUCAGGGCUUCCUUGGCAAUACACUCACGGAGAUAGCUCGCCAGAAAGCAGGGAUCAUCAAGCCUGGAGUACCUGUCGUCUAUGAUGCAAGCAACAAUAUCGAAGUCCAGGACGUUAUCGAGGCGCAAGCCCAAGACAACCGAGUGGUUGAGUGGAAGUCGCGAAGUCUGCCCGUGGCACAUCUCGCCUACGACAGCAGUACGCCCGUCGAUCGUCGGAAUCACUUCUGGUCUCACCAUGAAAGCCAGGAUCUCCCAAUCUACUAUCGUGACAACUUCAGCGUUGCGUUUCGCGCUACUCUUACAGCGUUGCAAGAACUCAGACUGUACCCUCGAGAGUUCAAGCAGAAGGAUAAGCCGGAUGUUGCUUGCUACCCUCGCGAGUCGAUGUCCGCCAUGGUCGAAGGCCUCGAAGAUCAUCUUCCUGCUCGCGAGCUGGCCACCGCCAUGCUCAACAUGCCUUUAUCUACUGUACCCGGCCGUCUACAAAAGAUCGACCUGCGUACGCUUGGUAUUCCGCGAGAAGAGGGCGUGCUCUUAGACGGUGCCCACAAUCCGCAGGCCGCAAAGAUGCUUGAGAUGUCCUUGGAUCGCGAAAUGCAGAAUGCAGAUCCUAUCGUCUGGGUGCUGGCUUUCACUUCGACAAAGGAGGUAGACGAUAUUCUCGGAAUUAUUCUGCGACGGGGGGAUACUGUCAUCGCUGUUGAAUUCGGUCCGGUAGAUGGCAUGCCGUGGGUUGAGCCCAUGAAAUCUGCUGAUAUAGUCAAGACUGUGAAGAGCGUCGACGGAUGCAAUCCUGGGCAAGCUUUCGGGUCAGACUUGCUAGGUGCUCUUCGUGCAGCCCAUGAAGUCUCCAUUCAGAAUGGCGGCCUUGACCAUCAACUUCCGAUUGUGAUUGCAGGUAGUCUGUAUCUUGUAGCUGACGUCCUGAGACUUCUGCGGGCAUCCGAGUCAAAAGCCAAAGGAUGA
Messenger RNA from Recurvomyces mirabilis, 1497 nucleotides. It is a transcript of the gene FOL3, whose product is annotated as folylpolyglutamate synthase. Gene Ontology annotation, molecular function: tetrahydrofolylpolyglutamate synthase activity; ATP binding; dihydrofolate synthase activity. Gene Ontology annotation, cellular component: cytoplasm; mitochondrion; cytosol. The record is from RefSeq and is a predicted model, not a curated record. The transcript has a single exon. Lineage: Eukaryota; Fungi; Ascomycota; Dothideomycetes; Mycosphaerellales; Teratosphaeriaceae. Gene Ontology annotation, biological process: folic acid-containing compound biosynthetic process. Bases 1 to 1497 code for a protein of 498 amino acids.